Messenger RNA from Bombyx mori (domestic silkworm), 514 nucleotides. RefSeq lists its product as uncharacterized. Lineage: Eukaryota; Metazoa; Arthropoda; Insecta; Lepidoptera; Bombycidae. The coding region runs from base 104 to 508 and encodes 134 amino acids. The transcript has 3 exons. The record is from RefSeq and is a predicted model, not a curated record.
UUUUCAACUACCUACCCUAAAUUUUAUUCAGCUUUGUGUGUGAAUUGAAUCUUGAUUUAGUUAUUGAUGUCAAAACUGCUGAAAUUCUGACUACUAAAACAAUAUGGAAAUUAAUAAAGACACCGCUUUUUUAAUAGUAGUAAAAAUGUCAUUUCGUUCACUGCACAAUUCGUAUUGCAAGACUUCGGAAAAAUUUCUUAAUGCAUCAAAGGUAUUGAUCGAAUCGUUGCUAAGAAAGCCAUUGGCAAUGACUUUAAUAGCAGCCUGGUUAUUAAAUUUACUGCUUAUAUCUACGUUUUUUUCUGUAACUGUUAUUUUGAUGACCUCAACUAUAUUUCUAGUAAUUGUAUUUUUAGAAGGUGUUUUGUUCUUUUGGAUUUUUUACAUGUGCUGCGUAAUUAUCACUUUACUGGCCUUAUUAAUAAUAUCUACGAUAGGAUUUUUACAGCAUGUUUAUGAAACUUUAUAUGGAACAGAACCAAGAAUAGUAAAUAUAUCAGUUUUAUAAUAUUGU